AUGCAAACCAACACGAGGAAACACAAGCAGCAGAGAACGAAAGGGUUGCCUAUCAUCGCCGUAUGUUGUUUGGAAAUCUGUUUUCCUUAUGUACUAUAUUAUGCAUCUUUGCUGUACGAUGAUCUAAAUUUAGGCCUACCGAGAACAUGCGCAGAACUGAAGGCACAUAACUCUACAGGGACCUAUCUCAUUGAUCCAGAUGGCCCGAAUGGAAACCUUUCUGAUCCAGUGGAAGUUGAAUGUCGAAAUGGCGUAACCGUCGUUUCUCACAACAUUCCUGGUGAACAGCAAGUUCCUCAAGGCUUUGAGGAUGAAGGUUCUUACAGACAAGAGGUGGAAUACACCCUACCCAUGGAUACCAUCAUUGCAAUACUGAUAAACUCCAAGAGCUGCAGGCAGUAUAUCAAAGCGUCCUGUUACGGUACCUACAUGAUAAGUGACACCAGAACCAAUAACAUUUACUGGGUCUCAAGACAAGGGAUCAAGAUGACAAACUGGGGAGAUGCACCAAGUGAUGUUACAGGGUGCCUUUGCGGUGUCGACAACAGUAUGUAUUGUUAUUUCAUUUUCUAGAUAA
This is a messenger RNA of Strongylocentrotus purpuratus (purple sea urchin), 577 nucleotides long. RefSeq names its product contactin-associated protein-like 5. Lineage: Eukaryota; Metazoa; Echinodermata; Echinoidea; Camarodonta; Strongylocentrotidae. The record is from RefSeq and is a predicted model, not a curated record. The transcript has 4 exons. The coding region runs from base 1 to 573 and encodes 190 amino acids.